Molecule: messenger RNA, 2374 nt
Organism: Hevea brasiliensis (rubber tree)
Lineage: Eukaryota; Viridiplantae; Streptophyta; Magnoliopsida; Malpighiales; Euphorbiaceae
Product: phosphoenolpyruvate carboxykinase (ATP) 1
Biological process (GO): gluconeogenesis
Cellular component (GO): cytosol
Molecular function (GO): phosphoenolpyruvate carboxykinase (ATP) activity; ATP binding
Source: RefSeq, a predicted model, not a curated record
CCCACUUGAACCCUUUAUAAGGGACUUGUUGCCUGCUCCAUUUUCGCAUCAUUUCUCAUUAAUCACUCUUGCUAUAAGCAUACUUUUCUAUUUCACGAUCGCAUCACUUCUUAACUUUUCGAGCGAGCUAGCUCUUAGCUUAAUAGCUUUCACUCUGCUGCGGAGACUGGAGAGAGAUGGCAACCAAUGGAGAGGUGAAGAUUAAUGGGAAUGGAACGGCGACCCAGAAGUCACCUUUGAGGAAGAUCACGACGAGCGACAAACAUGACGGGAUCUGCCACGAUAUGAGCGCACCCACCGUGAAGGCUCAGACCAUCGACGAGCUUCACUCUCUUCAGAAGAAGAAAUCUGCGCCUUCCACUCCUAAUAAAGGGAUUCAGGGUGCCUUCGCCGCUGUCUCUGAAGAAGAACGCCAAAAACAGCAGCUCCAGUCCAUCAGUGCAUCUUUGGCAUCGCUGACAAGAGAAACCGGACCCAAGGUGGUGAGAGGAGACCCGGCUAACAAGAUCCAGCCCAUUUCAAAAGAUCACCACGUCACUGCACCCAUCAGCGUCAGUGACAGCGCCUUAAAAUUCACUCAUGUUCUUUACAACCUCUCACCUGCUGAGCUUUAUGAGCAGGCCAUAAAGUACGAGAAAGGGUCUUUUAUUACGUCUACUGGUGCAUUGGCCACCCUCUCUGGUGCUAAGACUGGCCGGGCUCCCAGUAAGCGUGUUGUCAAGGAUGAUGACACAAGCGAGGAGCUUUGGUGGGGAAAGGGCUCACCUAAUAUUGAAAUGGACGAGCACACUUUCAUGGUUAACAGGGAACGAGCUGUUGAUUACUUGAAUUCUUUGGAUAAGGUCUUUGUAAAUGAUCAAUUCUUGAACUGGGACCCUGAGAACAGAAUCAAAGUUCGGAUUGUCUCUGCCAGAGCUUACCAUUCAUUGUUCAUGCACAACAUGUGUAUCCGACCCACUCCUGAAGAGCUGGAGAAUUUUGGUACUCCGGACUUCACUAUAUACAAUGCUGGUCAGUUCCCAUGUAAUCGUUACACACACUACAUGACAUCUUCUACUAGCAUAGAUUUGAAUUUAGCUAGAAGGGAAAUGGUCAUCCUCGGCACACAGUACGCCGGGGAAAUGAAGAAGGGUCUAUUCAGUGUUAUGCAUUAUCUCAUGCCUAAGCGCCAAAUCCUCUCCCUACAUUCUGGCUGCAAUAUGGGAAAAGAUGGAGAUGUUGCCCUCUUCUUUGGAUUGUCAGGUACUGGCAAGACAACUUUGUCUACAGAUCCAAAUAGGUACCUAAUUGGAGAUGAUGAACAUUGCUGGACUGAGACUGGAGUGUCAAAUAUUGAAGGGGGGUGCUAUGCCAAAUGCAUUGAUCUCUCAAAGGAGAAGGAGCCUGAUAUCUGGAAUGCCAUCAAGUUUGGAACUGUUUUGGAAAAUGUGGUAUUUGAUGAGCACACUCGUGAGGUGGACUAUGUUGACAGAUCAGUUACAGAGAAUACUCGAGCAUCUUACCCUAUUGAGUACAUUCCUAAUGCAAAGAUACCCUGUGUUGGUCCACACCCCAAGAAUGUAAUCCUUUUGGCAUGCGAUGCAUUUGGUGUGCUUCCACCUGUGAGCAAGCUGAACCUGGCUCAGACCAUGUACCAUUUCAUAAGUGGUUACACUGCACUGGUGGCUGGCACUGAAGAGGGUGUGAAAGAACCCCGGGCAACAUUCUCAGCCUGCUUUGGUGCAGCAUUUAUAAUGUUGCACCCUACCAAAUAUGCAGCUAUGCUGGCUGAGAAGAUGCAGAAGCAUGGUGCAACAGGAUGGCUUGUCAACACUGGCUGGUCCGGUGGAAGCUAUGGGUCAGGCAGCCGUAUCAAGUUAGCAUACACAAGGAAAAUCAUUGAUGCCAUACACUCUGGCAGCCUCCUGAAGGCAAAUUACAAGAAAACUAAAGUGUUUGGGCUUGAGAUCCCCACAGAGGUCGAAGGAGUGCCUUCUGAAAUCCUGGAUCCUGUGAACACUUGGUCAGACAAGAAAGCUUACAAUGAGACACUGUUGAAACUGGCUGGUCUGUUCCAGAACAACUUUACAACUUUCACCGACUUCAAGAUUGGAAAGGACAACAAGCUCACUGAGGAGAUCCUAGCAGCUGGUCCGAUAUUUUAAUUCCCACCGAAAGGAGAACAGGAAGAUGAUUCCAGGAGGAGUUGGAGUAGACAAGAUAGAAUAAGAGUUAGGUUGAAUGUUGUAGUUAUUUGUGUCAGGAUAUAUUUAUAACUAUAGUAGCAUUCCUGCAAGUCUCUCUGUAACGAGGCGGGACUUCCAAGUUCUGCCUAACAAUCCCCCGUUUAAUCCAUAAAAAAAAAUGAAAAAAAAAAAUACAAGAGUUUUGUCCA